UAUAUAAUUAAAAUUGUAUAAUUACAAGUUUACGUUAAAAUCGAAGGUGACGUUUGAUAAUCUGUGCUCUCUUUCUUUUCUUCUCACAAAAAAAAAAGUGAGAGACGUGUGGCGUGUACGUUUAAAUUUGAAAACACUGAGGAGCUUAAUGUUUAUUGGUUAGUGACGUCAAAUAUUUAAAAAGGAGAUUACAGCUUUUCUUAUUCUUAUAGCUUUUAUAUAAAUAAAAUUUUUAUUUGUAAACUUAUGUUACAAGUAAAGGACCUAACCUCAAAGGGAUCUAACGGUUUCUGAUGGCCAACUAUCAUGAGACCACAUUUGGAGAUUUUGAAGUAGAUGAGCGGUUUAAAAAAUUACAACGCUCAUUGAAACUAGCUGUACUGAAGCAAGAACAGAGUAAGAGCACACAUAACAUGAAAGUGUCAUCCAUGACAGCAUAUCCAUCCUGGCCUAGCAUAUCCAGCAUUAACGUAGACACUAUGGACAGUUGCACAGCUCCAUCACUGCAAACUUCUCUAAUCAAGAGCGAGGUCAUAGCCUCCAGCAACAAUCUGAGAAACAUGGUCUUAAAGAAGAAGAGUCAUAACACCAACCAAAAAGCAAUGGUCACGUCCAGCGUCAAGCAGUAUCACAUUCAGCAGGAUAGACCUAAUAAUGAUCAGCAUAUCAUGCCACCUCCAGUGAAAAGUAAGGUUUAUCGUGUCUCCAAGGAUUUACAGGACAGAAUCUAUAUGUCGUCAAAUUGCAAUGAAACUGAGAAAACACCGUCACUUAACAAUUCUAAGCAGUCUUUCAAAACAGAUACAUUUUCCUUGAAGACCGCUCCUAGUUGGAUAUCCAUUAAUACAAAUUCUGACAAGAUUCACUUGAAUAAUCUUGUUGCAUCACCAACUCCUACUAAUAUUCAUAAGAUUGACCAAGUGUUUUCAAAAUGGAAAGUUAAAUUGAAUGACCAGUACGAGUUAAUAAUUAAAGGGACAUUAACAUGUGGAAGGCUUGCACGCAGCAAACCGAUUAUAAGAAGAUAUUCUGCGACAUGCAUCGAAUCCAAAUACAAGCAUAAAUAUAUUCUACAAGGAAACAUUACCGAUGAAAGAAAUGCGUUGCCAGAUUAUAUUCGCGGAAAAUUUUAUAAUGGCUUUCCUGACGAUUGGGAGAACGUUUACCAAAUCUGGAGGACAUAUGUUAGCCAAGGAUGUCCAGUGACGUUUCGUUGGCCCACCCGUAUUACCGACAGUGACGACGAUUUAAAGACCGAAUUUACAGAUUUGACGUAUACAUGCGUAAGGAAUAAGAAAAUUACUUCUGCAACGGGAUCUUGUAACUUAAACGAGUAUCCGAAGACUAAAAAUCUGACAUACAAAUCAGAUUUUGAAAAGAAGGAAACAUCUCAUAAUUACUUUACUCAUGAUUCACAAAAUUAUGAUAAAAAUACUUCAUUUAUAAAGUCUUUUAUCUCUAAUUCCAAAAAGGAUAUAAUUCCUGUCGUGCAAACAAAGCAUGUAAAGCAACCGUGUGGUAAUGAAAACAAGCAACAAAAUGUCAAAGCAGAUGUAAAUUCACCAUGCAGUUCCAAGAAAGUGAAAAAUAAUUUAAAGGACAUUCUCCAGGAGGACAAACUAAACAUCAUUAUCAAUAAUUUAGCAGACAAAAAUUGUUCUCCGAAAUAUAUUGAAAAGAUUAUUGAGAUGUUUGAUUGUUUGGACUAUGUAGUGUCUUACAGAACAGAAUCGGAAUGCAAUAAUGACUCGAUGAUCUCCAUGAAUCACGAAACAUCAAAGUCGGAAACGGUACCAGUACAACAGAAUAUAAUGUGCGAUGCGAGUCGCGCAAACAUUAAUAAACUUGAAAAUAAUCUAACAGAACCGAAAAGCGAGAUACAGAGGAAUAAUGUUGACGUGUACGGACACUCCGCCGAUCUGGGAUACGGAAGCUUAAGAAAUGAUUCUCAUGCUAAUCAGCUAUCGAAUCAGGUAAAUGUUAACAAACCAAUGGAAAACGACAAGAAUUCAGAUUUAUCGGAGAGCGAGACUUACGCGGGCGUACCCAAAAUAUCGAUCGAACGAGUUUUAAAAACGAUAGAUCUGUCCAGAAGGAUACACAGACGUAAGGUGAAAAAAAAACCAGAAUCUCAGAAGUGUACAAUGAAUCUGUCACACAGUGCAGAGGAAAUUAAGUCCAAAUCGGUUCAUGUGGCGAAUCCAAUCGCUAAGAAUUUACCUUCCAUUGAGUCUUGCGUUAGUAUUACGGAAGAUGAAGAGGAAAUAACGAACGACACAAGGGAGUGUCGCCAGAUAAUGGAAAUUGCUCGAAGACCACAAGAAAUGAUUUUUUCCAAUCACCGAGAAACACACAGAAGUAAUUUUGAUCUGUACAAGGGAGACAAGUCUGUGACGCAAAAUAAACAACCGUUCGAUACUUUCGAUAAUUCGACAGUCAAUUUGAAUGUUUUUAUAAAGGAACAGAAAACUCCUCAUAAAGUUCAAGAAGACACGCGUUUGCCAUUCGUUGCGGACGUUGACUACACCGCUACUUCUGAUAUUGACGUUGUAACUGUGAGCACGAAUACUGAAACGACAAACGGGAGUGCGAUAACAUCACAUGCUAAGAUGGACAAAGAAAUUGUGAUAAACAACGAAACUAAUAGUAACUUGCCUGAAAAUCCUUUGUUGACAUUACGUAGAGAAUUUACCGAGCAAAUAAAAAGCGAGACUGCAGUAAAGAAAUCUAAACCUACCAUAAUCAGUUCGAUGCCAGUAAAUUUGAACUUGAAAAUAAGUAGAGCAGGCUCGAACACUGCACAACCGCAAAUAAUUGUGAGAAAGGAGGAAAAGCAGGAUGCAAGUAUUCGGCCGUUGGAGGAAACUGACAGGAAGACGUUAGUAUCGAAGACGUCAAUUGCUACAAAAUCCACUAAUAAUAAUUCUCAUUCAAAGAUAACAGUUGAUAAUAAAAGAGAAAUUUGUCCGAUAACAAAUAGCAAAAAUGAAUUGAAGACAUCAACUGCUACAAAACCUACAAUUAAUGAUUCUCAUUCGAAAACAACAGUUAACGAUAAAAGAGAUAUUUGUCUGAUAACAAAUAACAAAAGUGAAUCAGAUAAUAUAAAGUCUACUAAUCCGAAGAUGAAUCUCAUAAUUGAGCAACCUAAUAACAGUAAGCUUGGAACUGAAGAAAAUCCCAAAAUGUUGACCGCGUGGAUGCCAAAAAUAGUACAUUAUGCAAAAUCAAAAUCUGAAUUAGGUUUAAUUUUUCAAGGAAAAUUGCUCAACGAUGCUGAUCACGUUGUCAAUAGGAAAUUUAGUACAAACGUUGUGCUGAAGCGAUUAUCACCGACACUCAUUGAAACGGUGAAUCAUGAAUUCUAUAAGCUUCUUGGACCCUUAAACGACAAUAAGCAUAAUAUUCCCAAAGAACUUGUGAAACAAUGUCGUUACGGAUGUCCUGCGAAGAUCGAGCAAUUUUGUUUGUCUUGGAAAACACAAUACGAAAUUAAAGAAAAACCUCAUGAUGCAACAAUGAAUGCUCCUGUUAGUUCGAGGGGUCGUCGUAUUAUACCUCCAUUAUGUUAUUGGACAGGUGAACGUAUAACUCUAAAAGAUAACAAUCUUGUCUAUAGUCCGGGCAAUUCACAGGAAUCGUCAUUACUUUCGUUAACUGAUAACUCAAAAGAAAUUCAAAAAAAUGUGGAUACUGAAGAAAAAAAGAAACAGAAAGUGAAUUCUAAAAGUCCAAAGAAACAAAGUGUAAAUAAGCAAACUUCAUUGCCUGAGUCAAAUAAAACUUCUAAUACAAAUAAAAAUCAAACGAUUAUUAUUAAAAAGUCUCGAGAUUACAAAACAUCACCUAAAGACAAAGAUUUUACAAAAAACGAAAAAAAAUUUGAUAACGCGAAAUCUCGAAAAUCCACCAGUAAUAAACGACGAUUAGUAAAAAAGUUAACAUUCUCAACUACUGAAUCCAGCGAAGAGGAGGAAAAAGCAUCUCCGCGAAAGCGUGUGCGCAAUGCUCACACAAAUAAAAAUGCAGAUGCAGAAACACGAUAUACUAUGACGUUAAGGAAACGACAAAAGAUAGAAAUACCUUCGAACAGAAUUUUACGUGGAGACACAACCAAAUCUAGGCCACAUACAAUCUGUUCACCAAAUAUUUACCAAACAUGUUACUCACCAACAAAAAAAUCUAAAAACCAACAGAUAACAUAUACUUAUUAUAAAGAUAUUGUUCAAGAGGACUUCCUAUCAGAAGAUGAAGUAUCGUGUAUAUAAUUUCAUUUAAACAUUAAAUAACAAUUUUGUUUAUUGAUAAGAAUGCAAAGUUGUAUUCUAAAAAAAUAUCUAUACAUUUCUACGUGUCUGUUAUAAAAAUUGUCUUGUAAAUACUAAGUGUGUUAUUUUAUUUUGGUAAAUUAUAUUGAGAAGAAAUUGUAACAUUCUCUUUUCUCAAUGAUUUUUUUGUAUGCACAAUUUUUGUUUGUUUACAACAAUAAUUACGAAAGUACCAUUACUAUUUAAUUUUAAUAAAAUAUGAAAAGUGUAA
Monomorium pharaonis (pharaoh ant) is the source of this 4539-nucleotide messenger RNA. RefSeq lists its product as uncharacterized. Lineage: Eukaryota; Metazoa; Arthropoda; Insecta; Hymenoptera; Formicidae. The transcript is spliced from 13 exons. Bases 294 to 4268 code for a protein of 1324 amino acids. The record is from RefSeq and is a predicted model, not a curated record.